AAAUAGAAAAUAAUAAUGGUGGUUGGUCCUUCUUCUUCCUUAAGCUCCAUGAAAAUCAAAACUCUAAUCCACAACCUUCUGUAUGCUCAGGUUUGUCGUCUAUUCCGAGCGUUUUCGAAAGCAAAGUCUACUUUCCUUCAAAUUUAUGAACAAAACAAGCCUAUACGAUACUUGAUUUCCAGCUCAAGGACCACAAAGCACAAGCACAAGAAGCUCUUCUUUGGUUCAUUUAGGCUACACUACAACUGGUGUUCUUCCCAUGUUACACCGGUUCCGGCUCCGGUACUCGAAGGCUGCACGGCAACUCAUUCGUACUACGGUUCAGUGAUUCCAGCUGGUGAGCAAUGUGAGGAGGAUACAGUGGAGUCUGAGCUCUCAGGUUACCUUCAAUGGCUAGAAGAAAAGAAGGGUAAUGGGAAUUGUACGGCCGAGACGGAUCUCAAUGAGAUUGAUAAGCUAGCAGAAAUGUUUAUAGCCGAUUGUCAUGAAAAGUUUAGGUUGGAGAAGCAAGAGUCUUACAGGAGAUUCCAGGAAAUGAUGGCUAGAAGCAUGUGAAGGUUUUUUCUCUUUAUUAUUACUUCAUAAUCUUUCUUUGUAUGCGAUUUUCUUUCCACUUCCGAGAUCACGUAUAAUUAGUGGGAAUAAUCUUAACAAAUUCAGUGAAAAUUUCCCAGAUUUUUAUAUCUCUUUCUUUGAGACGGCUGGAAGAUGAAAGGUCGAUUCUAUAGUUAUGGCCAAAAGAAAUAUACUAUUAUGAUGGAGAGAUAAGUGUAAUGCAUAUCCACUUUCUUUAAUAUAUUAGGUUAAUUUGGGAUCAGUAACUUCAACGCUUGUUAAAGUUAUUGUGUUGUUGCACUUCCACCAAUGUAAUUAAGCCAGCUUUUUCAAGCCAACAAACACACACACACACACACAAUAUAGAUUGGCCAACCUGUGUAAGAACCGUGAACAUCCCAAGCAGGUCAUUUCGGUGGUCCAAUUAUUGCUUCACCUGGAAGGGUACAAUAUUCAUGAUUUCCUGGUCACCAAACUAGGUUUGGUCCGACAAUAUCGCACGCCGUCUCGUAAUUUGUGCUAAUCAUUUUGUUUAUCUAGAACUGUUCCAGCGAGCCACAUGUAAAUCCUCAUAUUACAUUUGUUGACGAGGAAAUUGAAGUUGCGAUGGAGAAAGCCCAUUUUCCUAAAGAAUGACACAUUAUUCAAUCUUUCCAGUGACCGUAUGCCGUAUAAUGUUCCAUGUUCUAAUUCCUUUAUCCCUAAUUUUUACGAGGUCAAAGCAAAUCGGAGGAUCCUCUUGAUCUUUUCAAAACAAUAAUAUGAAGCACCCCCCAAAGAAAGGCAAAGUAAAGGAGAACAUUUUUGUUUUGAACCUACCCCAAUUCAUAAAAAUGGAAUGAUGAUGUUGAUGAAUCUCAUAUAUGAUCAAAGGAACAUGUACAUGGUCAUGGCAUGAAGCUGGUGACAUAAGGUAUCAUUGACAUAGUCAAA
Messenger RNA from Hibiscus syriacus, 1488 nucleotides. RefSeq lists its product as uncharacterized. Lineage: Eukaryota; Viridiplantae; Streptophyta; Magnoliopsida; Malvales; Malvaceae. The transcript has a single exon. The record is from RefSeq and is a predicted model, not a curated record. The coding region runs from base 16 to 555 and encodes 179 amino acids.